UCACCAGCGGCUUUCCCUUCCUCCGACAACGCUGUUUUCUCGCCUACAAUCGAGAGACAUUGCGUAGGUUUUGUCUUAAAAGUCAAAGACAGAUAAAAAUGGCAUUAAGGGUUUCAAGGAAAAUAUAUAGAGAAAUUUUGAACAAAAGGGUAUUCUCAACUCCUCUUUUAACAGCCAGACAUUGCUCUUCUUCUGCACAAACUGCUCCAAACAUCCCUCACUCUGCUAAGAAAGGAAGGUUAUUGACAGGAGCCACAAUUGGCUUAGUUAUAGCUGGAGGAGCUUAUGUGAGUACUGUGGAUGACGCAACUUUUUGUGGUUGGCUAUUCUCAGCAACAAAACUUCUAAAUCCUUUUUUUGCCCUUCUAGACCCGGAGGUUGCUCACAGACUAGCUGUCUCAGCAGCAGCUCAUGGUUGGAUUCCAAGGGAGAAGAGGCCUGAUCCAUCAAAUAUAGGGCUAGAAGUUUGGGGAAGGAAGUUCUCCAACCCCAUAGGUCUUGCUGCUGGCUUUGAUAAGAACGCCGAGGCUGUUGAUGGGUUGCUGGGUUUAGGCUUUGGCUUUGUAGAGGUUGGCUCUGUAACCCCUGUUCCGCAAGAGGGUAAUCCAAAGCCUCGUAUCUUUAGAUUGCCGGAAGGUGCUAUCAUCAAUCGGUGUGGCUUCAAUGGUGAAGGAAUUGUUGCUGUUGCAAAGCGGUUGGAUGCCCAGCAUGCUAAGAGGAAGUUGGUUGAAACUUCAAGAAAUUCAUCUUCCUCCACUGAUGAAGCAAAACAUAGAGGCAAAGCUGGACCUGGCAUUCUUGGGGUCAAUCUUGGAAAGAAUAAGACAAGUGAAGAUGCUGCUGCAGAUUAUGUACAAGGGGUUCAUACAUUGUCCCAGUAUGCUGAUUACUUGGUGAUUAAUGUUUCUUCACCAAAUACCCCAGGAUUGCGUAUGCUUCAGGGAAGAAAGCAAUUGGAGGACCUUGUGAAGAAGGUUCAAGCUGCUCGUGAUGAAAUGCAAUGGGGAAAGGAGGGCCCACCCCCUUUGCUUGUGAAAAUCGCUCCAGACCUGUCUAAAGAAGACCUUGAAGAUAUUGCGGCAGUUGCCCUUGCUCUUUGCUUGGAUGGAUUGAUAAUAUCAAAUACAACUGUUUCAAGACCAGAUUCUGUAAGUAAAAACCCAGUGGCUAGGGAAGUUGGUGGCUUAAGUGGGAAGCCUCUCUUUAAUCUCUCUACCAACAUAUUGAAGGAAAUGUACGUUCUAACAAAGGGAAAGAUCCCUUUAAUAGGGUGUGGGGGUGUUAGCAGUGGUGGGGAUGCAUACCAAAAAAUUCGAGCUGGUGCAACUCUUGUUCAGCUUUAUACAGCAUUUGGUUAUGGGGGACCAGCUCUUAUUCCUCAGAUCAAGGCUGAACUGGCCGAAUGCUUAGAAAGGGAUGGUUUUAAGUCUAUCACUGAAGCAGUUGGUGUAGAUUGCAGAUAACCAUACAAUUCUCAAGGGCCACAACUAUGAACGUAUUCUGGAGUUGAAUUCAUGUUAUUUACAGAGCAUUAUUCUGACAUUAAAUGGUUGGUUAUCCUUUUUCAUUUUUCCUCUCCUUCAAGGGGGGUGGGGGUUAUUGGCUUGUAUGAUGUGAGAAGUUUUGAAGUGACUUCUUAGGCAUCUUUCCGAAGUUGUGUUUCUUUAUCCAGUAGUCCCACCUCCACCCCCCCCCACAAAUAAAAGUCACCGCCAUGAAAAUCAAGCAAAAUGUAACAAACCUGUCAUGUUAUUCAGGGGGCAUGCGGUGUCCUGUCAUACAUGUUAUAUCACAGCAAAUUGUUGCAGAUAAUAUUAAUUUGCUUCCUUCUUC
Messenger RNA from Quercus lobata, 1833 nucleotides. RefSeq names its product dihydroorotate dehydrogenase (quinone), mitochondrial-like. The transcript is spliced from 11 exons. Gene Ontology annotation, cellular component: cytoplasm; mitochondrial inner membrane. Bases 99 to 1463 code for a protein of 454 amino acids. Gene Ontology annotation, molecular function: dihydroorotate dehydrogenase activity. Gene Ontology annotation, biological process: 'de novo' pyrimidine nucleobase biosynthetic process; pyrimidine ribonucleotide biosynthetic process. The record is from RefSeq and is a predicted model, not a curated record. Lineage: Eukaryota; Viridiplantae; Streptophyta; Magnoliopsida; Fagales; Fagaceae.